Messenger RNA from Solea senegalensis (Senegalese sole), 2432 nucleotides. RefSeq names its product complement component C1q receptor. The transcript has a single exon. The record is from RefSeq and is a predicted model, not a curated record. NCBI's taxonomy places the organism in Eukaryota, Metazoa, Chordata, Actinopteri, Pleuronectiformes, Soleidae. Bases 68 to 1813 code for a protein of 581 amino acids. Gene Ontology annotation, molecular function: calcium ion binding.
CCUAAAAACAGAGCAGAGAGAAAGAGUCAGGGAACUGCUGCUUUACGCAAUUUCCGCCUUUCCGUUAAUGAGCCACACAGGACGCAGGAGCAUGACUGCAGCGUCUGGACCCACACCACUUGUUUUUUUGGCUAUGAAUGGACAACUGCUGAACUCUAAAGCAAUGAUGUUGUGGAUUGUUCUGCUGCAGCUCAUCAACAGCGUUGAAGGUUUAUCAAGAGCUGAAUAUGAGCCUCUCUGCACCUCCAACGCCUGCUUCACUCUACAUAUGGACAAGGUCAACUUUACCAAGGCUCAUCAGAACUGUGAGGACAACGGAGGUUAUUUGAUGACGAUCAGAGACCGAGGAGAAGAGGACGUGCUGCGCUCACUUCUCUCUCAGAUUCAAGGACAACAUCAGGACAAGCAAGUUAACUUUUGGAUUGGUUUAAAACGAAACAAAGGGAGCUGCGUGUUAGGUGACAGGACUCUCAGGGGGUUUACAUGGGUGACCAGGGAGGAGGAUUCCCACUACUCCAACUGGGCAAAAGAACCCGUCUCCACCUGCACAGAAAGGUGUGUGAGGGUUAAUUACAACACUUUUGGAGAGAAUCAACUAAAAUGGAUGGAUGGGAAUUGCAAAAUCAAUGCUUUUUACGCAUGCAAGUUUUAUUCUAAGGGGAUGUGCUCACCUCUGGCUCUCGUGGGGCCAGGGAAAAUAACCUACACUCCGCCCUUCUCAAAACAGCCCCAGAAAAAGAAGAUGAAAUCAUUUCCUCUGGGAACAUACGCUAAUAUUCUCUGCAGUGACAGACAGUCUCACUACUCUGUGUGUAUGUGGACGGAUCUGUGGACAGAACCUGGCCCAUUCUGCAAAACAGGAGAGCGAAACUGCACAAACAACAACGGAGGAUGUGAAGAUGAGUGCCACGAGGACGGAGGCGGCGUUUGGUGCGUUUGCAGAGACGGUUACGACCUGGACGAGGACGGACUCUCCUGCACAAUCAGAGACUUGUGUGGUGCCGACAGCUGUGAGCACCAGUGUGUCAUGGGGGAGACGGGAUAUUCCUGUGAAUGUCGAGAGGGGUUCCAACUACAGAAAAACCAGCACAACUGCUCUGACAUUGACGAGUGUCAAACACAAGCCUGCGAGGAUCACGUGUGCGUAAACACGCACGGCAGUUACACGUGUACAUGUAAAGACGGUUACAAAAUGGUCCACGGUGAAUGCAGCGAUGUGGACGAAUGUGCACAAUCACCAUGUGAGCACAGCUGCUUCAACAGCAUCGGCUCCUUCUCCUGUCAGUGCAGCGAGGGCUUCACGUUGUCCCAGGACGGUCACUCGUGUUCGGACGUCGACGAGUGCGUCAGCGAGCGCUGCCAGUUCACAUGCGUCAACACCGACGGCAGCUUCGCAUGCUCGUGCCCGCCGGGUUUCAACCUGGAGAGUGACGCGCGCACGUGUUCUCCAGAUAUGACCGAAGCAUCAGAGGACGCAUCAGAGGACGCAUCAGAGGACGCAUCAUCUCCUCACACUCACUCACCACGUCCUCACCUGGUGAACGUCACACACAGCGGUCACGGGAGCAACACGUCACUGGCACCAAGUUUUGUGAAGACGAUGGAGGGUAAGGUCCUGCUGUGUGUGCUGGGUUCAGUCGUUCCUCUGCUGGCGUUGGUCGCAGUCACUUUGGCUGUUGGAAUAUUUCGAUGCAGUCGUUCUAAAAAAGAAGCCAAGAAAAACCAAACUGCAGACGGCUACUGCUGGGUUUCCUCAGGUCUGGAUCCACGUUUAGAGAAACUAUAUGAGUCUAUCUUGACUGAUGACCUAUGACCUCUUAUUUCUAUCUUUGUAACCUGCGUGGGUUAAAGGUCCAGUUAGAAACAUUUAGGAGAAACUGAAUCUACUGCAUAUGUAUAUUUGGAUACGUCUAUAAUGACAUGAUUGUUUCCUUACGCUGGGAAUAAACCAUUUCCUUAGGUAAGGCCCUUGCUUUAUAGAGGCCGCCAUCUUGUGCCAACAUGUUUACAGCAGCCUGAACCACCGAACCAGUCCCUGAGGGGAGCAUUUUAAAAAUGGAAUGGUUCUACUGGUUUGUUUGGAUGCAGGAGAAGCAGGACUGAUCACCUGACUGACAGCAGUAUUUUCAGGUUUCAGGUCGUCUUUACGAGAGUGAACACCUGCGUGACUGACAGGCUGCGUAUCCCUUAUUUAAGCAACAUUAUUACACAUCAACUGUUAAAACACACGGGUCACGUGUGUGCGUGUGCUGCUGUGUCAGUUGUGGGUCUAUGAUAAGACUGAGUGUGUGCAGAGAAACGAUAACGUUUAAUCUCACGAGCUGAGGAAACCGUCGUUUAGUCAGACUGUGGCUCCUGAGAGGAUAAAGAGUUGUCUGAGAGACCCCAGACCCAAGACCCCAAACUCCAGACUCCAGAUCCCAGAUCCCAGA